Messenger RNA from Pyrus x bretschneideri (Chinese white pear), 3008 nucleotides. RefSeq names its product non-lysosomal glucosylceramidase-like. The record is from RefSeq and is a predicted model, not a curated record. Lineage: Eukaryota; Viridiplantae; Streptophyta; Magnoliopsida; Rosales; Rosaceae. Gene Ontology annotation, biological process: glucosylceramide catabolic process; carbohydrate metabolic process. Gene Ontology annotation, molecular function: beta-glucosidase activity; glucosylceramidase activity. Gene Ontology annotation, cellular component: membrane. The transcript is spliced from 13 exons.
CGUAAAUAGACGGUAGGACAGCAGAGGGAGGAGAGAGAGGGGAGAGGGAGGGAGAGAGAUCCAGCUGGCGACCUGGGACACGUAGUCGUAAGCAGCAGGCAUCUGGAGUCUCUGUGAGUUAACAGACGGCCGACUCUCUGCUCCUUCGCUCCUCCAAUCCCCUCCAAUCCAAUACAGUCCAAUCCAAUAAAAUCAAAUCUGAAUUGGCCUUUUUUACUUUUAAUUGGGUAUUCGAAUCCCGGAAAUUGUUUGGAUUCCGGGGUUUCCGAUUCGGUGGAGCUCCAGCUCCGGCAUGCCUCUGUCUCUGAGCAUUCAGCUGAAAGAAAGCUUUCAGCUUGCCUGGUUGUUGGUGUAAGCUUCGAUAAUAUUCCGAUCGGUGUCCUUGUUUGGAGGUGAAGGAAGCUUUGGGUUUGGGGCUUCCCUUAUUCCCUUAUAUCAAACUUGGGAGGCAUUGAUUCAUUACCAGUUGGUAUCUGCUGCUGAGAAGUCGACAUGGUCAGUGGGCACUUGUUCCCUUGUAGAAAGAAUUCAUGGCCGCCUGAGGAGUAUAUCAGCAGAAACACUUUGCACCUGAUUUUUAUAUCUAGAGAAGGAGUGAAUAAAAAGUAUGCAUCAGUCUUGGCCCCGGGUCAUCAUGAAGGAUUAGGAAAAGCUGAUGAUCAGGGUAUAUCAUCAUGGGGCUGGAACCUGGGUGGCCAGCAUUCCACAUACCAUGCACUAUUUCCAAGGGCAUGGACCAUAUAUGAUGGUGAACCUGACCCAGAAGUGAAAAUUUCAUGCCGGCAAAUAUCACCAUUCAUCCCUCAUAAUUAUAGAGAAAGCAGUCUUCCUACAGCUGUUUUUGUUUACACGUUGGUGAACACUGGAAAAGAAAGAGCGAAAGUCAACCUUCUAUUUACAUGGGCGAAUUCAAUAGGAGGAAUCUCACACUUGUCGGGCAAUCAUGUGAAUGAACCAUUUAUUGGCGAAGAUGGAGUCUCUGGUGUACUUCUGCAUCACAAGACUGCAAAAGGGAACCCUCCUGUUACUUUUGCAAUAGCUGCAUGUGAAACUCAAAAUGUAAGCGUGAGUGUGUUGCCAUGUUUUGGGUUAUCUGAAGGAAGUGCCACUAUGGCCAAAGAAAUGUGGGAUAAAAUGGUGCAGGAUGGAGAAUUUCAUCGUGAUAAUUUCAAUUCUGGACCAUGCAUGUCUUCAUCACCUGGCGAAACAAUCUGUGCUGCAGUAGCAGCUUCUGCUUGGGUGGAACCUCAUGGGAAGUGCACUGUUGCAUUUGGCCUAUCAUGGUCAUCUCCAAAAGUAAAAUUUUUGAAGGGAAGCUCAUACCAUAGGAGGUACACAAAAUUCUAUGGGACCUCUGAAAGGGCAGCUCAGGACAUGGUGCAUGAUGCGCUGACAAAUUAUAAGCGAUGGGAAGAAGAUAUUGAAAGGUGGCAAAACCCUAUCCUCAGGGACGAAACAUUACCAGAAUGGUAAGAAUGGAAGCAUUAUACUGUGGUUGCUCUUUCUUAUGAAUCUGAAGUGAAGAGCAAUCACAGCGCAGUUGUUGAGCACACUGCAACUGGUUGCCAAAGGAGUGUAAAGUUGGACCCACAAAAUGCCAAUGAAGAGGUUGGGAGGUUCCUUUAUCUGGAAGGAGUGGAAUAUAUCAUGUGGAACACAUACGACGUACACUUCUAUGCAUCAUUUGCCCUUCUUGAGCUGUUUCCCAAAAUUGAACUUAAUAUUCAAAGGGACUUUGCAAAAGCUGUCUUAUCAGAAGAUGGAAGAAAAGUAAAGUUUCUGGCUGAGGGUAACUGGGGAAUUCGUAAGGUUAGAGGAGCUGUCCCUCAUGAUCUGGGAACACACGAUCCUUGGAACGAAAUGAAUGCAUAUAAUAUUCAUGAUACUAGUAAGUGGAAGGAUUUGAACCCGAAGUUUGUACUUCAAGUGUAUAGAGAUUUUUCUGCAUCGGGGGAUAUGUCAUUUGGAGUUGAUGUUUGGCCUGCUGUUCGUGCUGCAAUGGAGUACAUGGAACAAUUCGACCGGGACAAUGAUGGACUCAUUGAGAACGAUGGUUUCCCUGAUCAGACCUACGAUGCUUGGACAGUUCAUGGAGUAAGUGCUUAUUGUGGGUGCUUGUGGCUUGCUGCACUUCAAGCUGCAGCAGCAAUGGCCUUUCAACUAGGCGACAAGGAAUUUGCUGAAUGGUGCAAAACCAAAUUUUUAAAGGCAAAACCAUCUUUUGAGGAAAAAUUGUGGAACGGCUCUUAUUUUAGUUACGAUAGUGGGUCCAGUAGUAACAGUAAGUCCAUACAAGCAGAUCAACUGGCUGGGCAGUGGUAUACCGCAUCCUCUGGUUUACCCUCACUUUUUGAUGAUUUUAAAAUCGAAAGCUCUCUGCAGAAAAUCUAUGAUUUCAAUGUCAUGAAAGUUAAAGGAGGCAGAAUGGGUGCUGUAAACGGAAUGCAUCCCAGUGGGAAGGUGGAUGAGUCUUGCAUGCAGUCACGUGAAAUAUGGACUGGUGUCACAUAUGGGGUGGCUGCUACGAUGAUUCUUGCUGGAAAGGAGAAAGAGGCAUUCACUACUGCUGAAGGUAUUUUUAUUGCUGGCUGGUCUGAAGAGGGCUUUGGAUACUGGUUCCAGACGCCUGAAGGAUGGACGAUGGAUGGGCACUUCAGAUCUCUAAUAUAUAUGAGGCCACUAUCGAUUUGGGGGAUGCAAUUCGCCUUGAAUCUGCCCAAGGCAGUUCUCGAGGCUCCUCAGAUCAACAUAAUGGACAGAAUACAUUUAUCGUCUGUCAGCUCACAAUCCUCUCACAACGAAACAGGUGUGAGAAAGAUUGCAACCAAGGCAAAAUGCUUUGGGAAUUCAGUUUUUAACUGUGCAUGCUGAUAUUGUAAGAUGUAAAUUGAUCGUGUUGUAAAGAAGUGUAUAGUGAAAUCUUCGCUUCCCCAUACCCUCCCGAUGUGAGGUAAUAUAAGUUGGGAGAGGUUUCGGGGGGAAGUCUUGAAGAAAUAGCCAAAUAGGUA